Messenger RNA from Medicago truncatula (barrel medic), 1875 nucleotides. Its product is annotated as ribokinase. The coding region runs from base 389 to 1498 and encodes 369 amino acids. Lineage: Eukaryota; Viridiplantae; Streptophyta; Magnoliopsida; Fabales; Fabaceae. The record is from RefSeq and is a predicted model, not a curated record. Gene Ontology annotation, molecular function: kinase activity. The transcript is spliced from 13 exons.
CACUUUUUGAUCAAUUCAAUUAUUUUCUUUGAGAUGAUGUUUAAAGUCAAAUCCAAACCGAAGAACACGAACUGCCUUCAAUUCAGAGAAAACGGUCCAUUCCUACCGCGUAUAGGAAGGGCCAUUAACCUUCUUCAACAUUUCACAAGUCAAUUGCAAAGCAAUUUAGCUAUGAAAAUAAUACUAGUAUUGGAGUAGUAAGUUAGUUGAUACUAAUAAAUUGAAGAGAUGACUCUUGACCAAUGUCACCAUGGCAGAAAUUAACAAGCUUCUUUUAUUGAUUUCUUCGUCCAAAUAAUACUAUACAAUAAUAUUCUCAACACCUUCCACAGCUUUACUUUCAGUUUCCCUGGCAGCAACAAGAAAAACAAACACUCAAAUUAUCUUAAUGUCUUCAGAUUCUGCUCUUCUUUCUCUACCUGACAAUCCUGUCAUUGUUGGGUUUGGUGGGGUUGGAGUUGAUCUUUUAGCAACAGUUGAAUCUUUUCCAAAACCAGACACCAAGAAUAGAACCACUCAAUUCAAGGUACAAGGUGGGGGAAAUACCGGAAAUGCGUUGACUUGUGCUGCUCGUUUGGGAUUAAAGCCAAGAAUAAUUUCUAAGGUUGCAAAUGACGCUCAGGGUAGGGUUUUGAUAGAGGAGCUAGAAGCUGAGGGUGUGGAUACUUCUUCAUUUGUGGUCUCAAAGGAAGGGACUACACCAUUUAGCUACAUUAUUAUUGACAACCACACGAAGACACGAACUUGUAUAUUCACAGAAGGAUAUCCUACAAUGGUACCGGAAGAUCUUUCGCGUGCGAAAUUGUUAUCUGCAUUGAAUGGAGCUAGAGUGGCCUAUUUUGAUGUUAGGAUGCCUGCAACUGCUCUUGUCAUUGCUCGAGAGGCGUUUCGCCAAAAUAUAUCCAUCUUAGUUGACGCUGAAAGGCCAAGGGAAGGAUUGAACGACCUUCUGGACUUGGCUGAUUAUGCUGUAUGCUCAGAAAAGUUUCCUCAGACAUGGACAGAGGCAUCAUCUAUACCAAGAGCACUAGUUUCAAUUCUUUUAAGACUUCCAAGACUUAAAUUUGUGAUUGCAACUUUGGGAAAAGACGGCUGCAUAAUGCUUCAGAAAUGCGCAGAUGCAGAGGGUUCUCACUUAGAAGAAGUGGAUGUGGACAACUCUAUGAAAUCAUUAACAAUGAGAAAGGAUGAUAGCACAACCAUGCCAACCUGCGUUGCCUCGAAUGUUACAAAAUUUAGAGCGGACGGGAUAGGAUCAGUAUGUGGGAGGUUAUAUUUUGGGACAUCUGAAAAGAUUCCACCAUCAGAGCUUAUUGAUACAACUGGUGCUGGGGAUGCAUUUGUUGGAGCAGUUUUAUAUGCUAUCUGUGCCAACUUCUCACCAGAGAAAAUGUUGCCUUUUGCAUCUCAUGUGGCAGCUGCUCAAUGUAGAGCUAUUGGAGCUAGGAGUGGUCUUCCAUAUCGCACUGAUCCAUACCUGGCAUCCUUUAUUAAUUAGAGCCUCAAAUAUCCGGUCAUCAAAAUCCUCAGCAUAACAGGGCUUCAGCAUGAAAAUGAGUCCUCAUAUUUUAGUUUACAAAAGUUAGUUAAUCAUUAGUUCAAAUGCUUGUACUUCUAAGUUUCUGGUACAAGCUUGUUUUCUUUGUUUCUUGUUGUUCUAAAUUAAAUUUAAGGAUUUAAUGUAAUAAACUUGUGAUGCAAGUCUCAGCUAUUCCAGUCUCUGUGAUGCUGCUGAGAAAAUUUGUAGAGACUUUUAUUUGAUGAUCUACUACAAAUGCUAUAAAAUGUCACUUUGGUAGCUUGGAAUCAAAUUUGUCUUCCUAAAGAAGUUGGUGGUCUAGGCUUCCAAAUCCAAUGUAUGAGAUCGUUAAAUUA